Messenger RNA from Anopheles merus, 3531 nucleotides. RefSeq names its product mutS protein homolog 5-like. Gene Ontology annotation, molecular function: ATP binding; ATP-dependent DNA damage sensor activity; mismatched DNA binding. The record is from RefSeq and is a predicted model, not a curated record. Gene Ontology annotation, biological process: mismatch repair; chiasma assembly. NCBI's taxonomy places the organism in Eukaryota, Metazoa, Arthropoda, Insecta, Diptera, Culicidae. The transcript has 3 exons. The coding region runs from base 283 to 2733 and encodes 816 amino acids. Gene Ontology annotation, cellular component: nucleus.
UUUGGCCAAACCGCAUGGCCUAACUGUUGUCUAGUAGCCACCGGCUGCUGGUGUACGAGAGUGGAAAGGUGUGCGCGCGUGUGUGUGUUGAAGUUUGCAUGGAACGGUUGGUGUGGAUAGUGAAGAAUUUGGCUCCAUCCGUCGUGACCUGACGCGAAGGUGUAGAACCGGCUGUCAUCGAAAGCGGGUACGAUCGUUUAGGCUCUCAAAAGAAGCACACACACACAGACAGAUACGGGCAAAUCGUUUUAUUUGUAGUUUGAAAGCUAGAGCAGAGCGCCAAUGGCCUCGCAAGAAGAUUCCGCCGUCAAUCAGGCGGGAAAGAUACUGUCCGUGUGCUGGAAUGCUGGUGCACUGGCCGCAUCGUAUUAUGACAUCGAUCAGCUCGAACUGUACGCUGUCCAGCAGGCGAUCGAACCCCGUCCCCAGUACGUGCUGCUGCGCGACCUCGUGCAGCGCUACCGCCCCCUAUACUACGUCAUUACCGGUCCUGCCUGCUUCCUGGAAGAUUGCCGCGAGGUGCUGGGCGUCCCGGCAGCCGUUGCGAAUCAGCCCGCACCGUCCGAUUCGGUCGACCAAGGUGGAAGCAACGCUUCCCAGCCAUCGAACGUGAAGAUUGUGGAGUAUACGGCCCAGUCGCAGGCCCAGGCUAGGGGUCGCCUGCUCGCCCACAAGCUUGCCGGCAUGCCGCCGGAAUCGAGCGAACGCGAGUGCCGCACGUUUCUCAAAAGCAUCGUUCCGUUCGAGCAGGAACUGCUGGUGACCAGCGUCGGCAAUCUGCUGCUGCUGCUCGACACCGUCGGUGACACCCUGUCGCCGGCGCAGCUCGUCACGAGGAUCAAUCUCGUCACGCCCAGCACGCAGCUCGUCAUCGACGGGCUGACGUACGAGGCGCUGCAGAUAUUCGACGCCAGCCGGCACCCGUCCGGCUUCAAGUGCGGCACGGAUACGCGCGGCCUCUCCGUGUACAGCUUGUUCAACAAGUGCUCCUCGAAGAACGGGGAAGAGUGGCUCAGCCGGCUGAUGACGCAACCGAUCCGGGAUCGGGCGGAGCUGCAGCACCGGCACGACACCGUCCAGUGGCUGCUGGCGAACGUCCGGUACGCGAACCAGUUCGACCAGUGCCUGAAGCAUCUGACCAACGUUGGCCUGCUGUAUCGGAAGCUGCUGCAAGGCACGGCCCGCAACGUGGACUGGAAGAUGCUGAAGAAAAAUCUCUACUAUCUGUACAGCCUGUGCAAGCUUUGCGCGCUGACGCUCGGGGAUGCGCAGGUGGCCGGCACGGUUGUGCAGGAGCUGGGCCAGUACACGCGCAGCCCGACCAACGCACUCAAGCACGUGCUGUACACCAUCGACAAGUGUUUGGAUCUGGAGAAGGGGGACGAGGAGAACAAGGUCACGAUACGGGCCGGGCUCGAUCCGGCCGUCGACCGGCUGCGCGAACAGUACGACGGUUUGCGCGAGGUCGUGCUGGAAUCGUCCCGACUGGGGCUGGAAACGCUGCAGCUCGAUAUGGCCAACAUCUGCGUAACGUAUCUGCCGUCGUUCGGGUUCGUGAUCAGCACGCAGGUCGACGAGCAGCUGCAACGGUCCGGGAUCUUUCAGCACGAAUCGUUCGAUUUGGUGUUUCAGGCGGACAACACCGCCUACUUCCAGAUAAGCCUGUGCAAGCAGCUGAACGACGAGUUCGGCCAAAUGGUAGCGUCAAUGAUCGAGCACGAGCUGGCGGUGCAGACGCGCCUAACCACCUUCGUCGGUACCAAGUUCCCGGAGGUGAUGGGCGUGUUCAAGCUGGCGGGCAAACUGGACGCACUGCUAUCGUUUGCCACCGUCGCCAAGAUGCAUCGCUACGUGCGGCCAAUCGUUUGCGACGGUGCGAAGGUGCUGCAGAUACAGGGCGGCCGGCAUGUGGUGCUGGAGCAUCGCCGAGCGUACCGGGCGAAUGACACGUGCGUCGGCGAGACGAACCACCACCUGGUGAACGUGAUUGCCGCCGACACCUCGGUGGGCAAGACGACCUACCUGAAGGAGGUGGCCAUCAUCUGCUAUCUGGCCCACGUGGGCUCGUUUGUGCCGGCGGCGUACGCCAAAAUCCCGCUGCUCGAUUCCAUCUACACGCGGCUCGACCACCCGGAAUCGAUCUUCAGCGGCCGAUCGUCCUUCAUGUCGGAGCUGUACCAGAUGGCGAGUUUGCUGCAGAACGCCACCGCCAGCUCGCUGGUGCUGAUCGACGAGUUUGGCAAGGGGACCAACUAUCUCGAGGGGAAAUCGCUACUGAUCGCAUCGAUCGAACACUUGCUCAAGCGGGGCCACCGCGCACCGAUAACGUUCGUUACUACAAAGUUUACCGGCAUCGAGCGCUUUCUGCCCACCGUGCACCGGCACCUUCUGGUGCGGGUACACCGUACACCGACCGACCGGCAAUCGCGUAGCAGCACCAGAACCAGUGACACGCUGGACGUGACCUCCGACGACCCGGCCGAUCCAACCGAACGGCUGAAGGCCACGUACCAGCUGGCGUUCCGUGCGGUCGCUUUUGCAGUGAUGAAAUACCACCAGGCGGCGGGUGGCCAGGCACCGGCCACGGAAAGCGUUCAAGCGCUGAUGGAAUCCACGCCAAUCACGCGCGUACCGGAACAGUGUCUAGAAAUUUCGCAUCCACCGCCGUCACGUGCGGUGCAGCAGCAGCACAACAGGCACGCCAACGAUGACGUUACCGGUGAUGGUACUUAAUGGAAAAUCCUAUCGAAAAACGUAACAUUUAAAUGUUUAAACACCUUCUCCCCGUACCGAGGAACCAGUGAUGAGGCACGCUUCCCCGGGAAGGUGUAGAUUUCUUUUUUCUUUUUUUUUUUUUUUGGGUCCCAACACCCAAUUCCGUGAAAGGUUCGAAGCUGACCUUUUACCCGGACAAUCGGACUGUCAGGUGUGGGGAAACUAAUUGAACAAUCGAUGCAAAAGGUUGUACGCAAUCGGUUACAAGAAACGCCGCAAGUGUCCGAAUCCGGCGCUGGAUUUGAGGCCAGCGUAUGUCGCGUGGCUACGAUGUGUGCCGUCCCGCACACACACACACACACACAAUCAAUACGCGCGCUGUCGACCGAAAUGGCGCACUGAUUCUGUUUGUUUAUAAUUAAUGAUUUAUUGAUUUUCCACGUUUUCCGGUUGUUGUGCGGGGGAGGAGGGUACGACGGUUGCGUGUUGCGGGGCUGGGUGGAAAUAAUAAUUUUCAGUAUGAAGUGCAGCGCAUGCACUGGCGGUCAGGGGAGCGGUGGAGCAUUUUUAUGCAAGUGCUUCAUAUAGUGCUAGAGUGGGUGGAAACCAUAGGCCAGAAAUUGUACUUUGAUUGAUACCACUUUUCACCCACUUCCUUCCCCCGCCCCGUCAAAUGCUUUUGUAUCGGGCAAGGUCACAUUCUCAUGGUGGUGCGUUGUGGUCCGUUUUGUAUGUUCGAUGUGAAUGUGUUGAAAUAUGAAUUUUGUCAUACAUUAGCAAUGGUGUUCCGGUACGAUGUGUUUUUUUUUGUCUUCU